AUCACGAUCUGGUAAGAGAUGGGCUUGCUAGCUCUGGUGCGUGCACAAAAUAGGAAAUUGUGGGGGACACAAGAGAAAGGAGCUUUAGAGUGCUAAAGAAGGGGUUUGGGACCAAGAGGGAUGGGGGUGGUCUGGGGGGCACAUGCCAUCAGAAUCUAUGGAAGGUUCCCCGCCUGAUGUGGCAGGUUGCAUGCAAGAAGAAGAAAAGAAGGAGGGGCUUGAAAACAACAUUGUUUUCGGGCUCCCCCCCCCCCCCCCCCCCCCCCUCUCUCUUAUAUGUAUAUAAUUAAAGAAAAAACCAUUCGAAAAACCUUUCAUUCUAGAUUGGGUUGGGAAGACAAACAAAAUAUGCUGAACCGAAUGGGACUGAAAAAAUAAAUAAAUUACGAUCAAUUCACUAUUUCGAAAGCACAAAAUGAGCAGCAAACAAAUCCUCAGCAUCCCCUAAUUUGUGAUUCUCCCUCAAUUUCUCUUCAGUUGGAAUUAAAUUCGACACCUGCUUAUUAAUGGUGCAGAGCCUGGACGCUCAACAUCUGUGGCAGCCAGCCUCGCCCUCAGCUUCUGUUGAACCAUUUUUCUUCUGGGACUGCGUGUUUUAAUUGAAUUGACAUUUUCUUUUCUGAGGCAAUAGUCCAGUGUCCAGCGUCGACGACUCCUCGGCGACUGACCCUGAGGAGGUGAGUCGGCAAAGAGAGGGAGAGAGAUGGGAGCGAGCAGCGAGCCGAACCAGGAAGGGUCGGACGAGCAGCAGAAACGAUCGGAGAUCUACACGUACGAGGCUCCCUGGCACAUCUACGCCAUGAACUGGAGCGUCCGGCGCGACAAGAAGUACCGUCUGGCUAUCGCCAGCCUGCUGGAGCCGUGCCCUAACCGAGUGGAAAUCGUCCAGCUGGAUGACUCCAACGGCGAGAUCCGCUGCGACCCCAACCUCUCCUUCGAGCACCCCUAUCCCCCUACCAAGAUCAUCUUCAUCCCCGACAAAGACUGCCAGAAGCCCGACCUCCUAGCCACUUCCAGCGAUUUCCUCCGCAUCUGGCGCCUAUCCGACGACCGCGUCGAGCUCAAGUCCCUCCUCAACGGCAACAAGAACAGUGAGUUCUGCGGCCCUCUCACUUCCUUCGACUGGAAUGAGGCCGAGCCCAAGCGCAUUGGCACGUCCAGCAUCGACACCACCUGCACCAUUUGGGACAUUGAGCGCGAGGCCGUCGACACCCAGCUCAUCGCCCACGACAAGGAGGUGAACGACAUCGCUUGGGGCGGCGUUGGCGUGUUCGCCUCCGUUUCCGCCGAUGGUUCUGUUAGGGUUUUCGACCUCCGCGACAAGGAGCACUCCACCAUCAUCUACGAGAGCUCCGAGCCCGACACCCCCUUGGUUCGCCUCGGCUGGAACAAGCAGGACCCUAGAUACAUGGCCACCAUCAUCAUGGACAGCGCCAAGGUUGUCGUGCUCGACAUUCGCUUUCCCACGCUCCCCGUUGUCGAACUGCAGCGGCAUCAAGCCAGCGUUAACGCCAUUGCCUGGGCGCCCCACAGCUCUUGCCACAUUUGCACCGCCGGGGAUGACAUGCAGGCGUUGAUCUGGGACUUGUCGUCCAUGGGGCAGCCCGUCGAGGGUGGUUUGGAUCCAAUUCUGGCUUAUACCGCGGGCGCGGAAAUUGAGCAGCUCCAGUGGUCUUCGUCGCAGCCUGACUGGGUAGCAAUUGCCUUCUCUUCCAAGCUCCAGAUACUCAGGGUAUGAUAUGAGCAGCACUUAGUUUGGUGUGCAAUUCAAUUACAUCUGCCACAGCGGCAGAGGGCAGGGGCGGAGGACUAUCUGGUAUGCAAUUGCGUUGGGCGGGUGCUGUGGUGGAUUCAACCUUAUACCAGGCUGUCGCUGAAAUACCUACCCACUGCUAACUUUUCUUGAUCGCUUUAGUGUGGUUGUGCGACCCGAAGGCAGGACCUAGCAAUGGCUGGCUGACCACGGUUUACCACCACUCUGUAUGUCUUCCAAUGAAAUUAGAGGAAGUCUCCAGCUCCCAGCCCUGUGCUGUUCUCUGAAAAGGAAUGUUCUGGAUCACACUACCAACAGAGGAGACAAAACAAGAACCAGGCAAUGGGAGGUCUGUUGAAGAGGAACUUUGGGCUUGGAGAGAGGUAUAAAUCAUAAACAGCCCAUGUAGAGGAAGAAAUCCUAGCCUUGAUCUCUCUCACAAUUUUUUGAGUUUUGUCGAGAAAGAGAAAUAGAAGAGCUUUUGAAGGAAUUGGAACAUCCCUCUCAAUUUCCAAAAUAUGUGGUUUUAGUCUGUCUGUACUUGUAUAGUGAGAGGGAUUUAGUCCCAGCGCAGCUACUGUUAUUGGAGUGUGAAGUAGGAUAAUGACUUUACGGGACAUGGUAUUUACCAACUCCCAUUUAUUAAGAGGUGGGGCCAAAUGUUAUGGAUUAAAAAACUCAAGAACUUCAUGAUAAGACUAUUGACGGAUCCUGGGAUCACGAGAGCAAGUAGAAGAAAGGUCAAGAAGAAUUGGAUCCUCAAUGGUUCAGUAAUGAAUUCACUUGCAGCCUACUAGAAAGCCUGAAUAAUGAAAUGAAAACUUCACACCUUAACAUAUCUCUGUUUCUGUGUCCUUGGUGUGUUUUUUUUUUUCAAUAAAAAUAAUUUUACAGCAGCCUAUUCUUGUAUUGAACUUCUCCUUUUUUGUCAUGCGCUUUUAUUUCUAUGAUGGGAAGUUUCCCUUUUUUGUGCUCCCUUCUUUGAACUAUUAUUUUGUAAACUUGACCAUCCUAGAGCUCGUAGGUUCUGUUCAAUAGAGAGAUCGAACUUUUGAAUUGCAACAUGGUUGAAACCAAUGGUUCAAUAGUUUGUUUCUGGCAUGAUAUCUGGGUCAAUUAGUCCAGCUUGUGCGGGAGGAAUUAUUCAGGGGAGUGGCCCCUCCAAGCUGGUGCUGCAUCUGGGUGCGCAUGCAUGCACGCGACACAUAGUGAUAGUGAUGGGUCCCUCUUCCUUUGUUCAGAUGAGAGUAUUUAAAAAGAGGGGGCUUCUUUCCGAUGGCGCAUGCUGGUGGAGGGUUCCCCUGCAUAGUUUUUUUUUCUCCUUGUACUGCCAGUGUCUUGGUGCUCGUUGGAAGUCUAUUUUGACAGCUAGUGAGAGUUUUGAAUUGUAAAUGGAAAUGCUUGGGACAAGUGGUUAAUUUGUUUGACAUAUUAUUCUAUGUUAAUUAUUCCAAAUUGUACUGCCA
Messenger RNA from Malania oleifera, 3219 nucleotides. Its product is annotated as WD repeat-containing protein LWD1. The transcript is spliced from 3 exons. Gene Ontology annotation, molecular function: protein binding. NCBI's taxonomy places the organism in Eukaryota, Viridiplantae, Streptophyta, Magnoliopsida, Santalales, Ximeniaceae. Bases 704 to 1738 code for a protein of 344 amino acids. Gene Ontology annotation, cellular component: nucleus. The record is from RefSeq and is a predicted model, not a curated record.